Messenger RNA from Durio zibethinus, 604 nucleotides. NCBI's taxonomy places the organism in Eukaryota, Viridiplantae, Streptophyta, Magnoliopsida, Malvales, Malvaceae. The record is from RefSeq and is a predicted model, not a curated record.
AGACGAAGAAAAAAUUGGUUGAUGAUUUCAUGGCUUUCAUUGGAGCAAAUGAGAACAACGAUAAUGCCCAGAAUUUUGAUGAAAAAGCAAUGAUGAAAGCUAUUGAAACUAUGAUGACCGGUUACGGCGGCGACAAUGGAGGAUUUGCCAGCGGCUACGGAGACAGUAAUGAUCUCGGAAUCGAUCUGGGUCUUGAAGGAAAAACUACGAUCGAUGGAAGUAUUGCUCUGGUGAACAAAGUUGGCAGUUGUGACGGCGAUAAUGGAGGAUUUUCCGGCAACCAAGGGGAGAUUAAUAAUGCCCUUGAGAACGCUCAGAAGCUUGGUAAGGAAGCUACGAAGACCGCUGCUGAUGGAACAAACGGUGACGGCGAUGAAGGCAGCAACGCUGGUGGUUAUGGUAGCAGUUACAAUGGGAAACGCCGCAAGUAGGAUGAUGGUGGGCCCCAUUAAUUACAUUUAUAUGGAAAGAUUUACGAACUACGGUAUAUUUUCAAGUUGAUGUCCUGUCGUGUUCUGCAAUAUUUGGAUUAAAUAUUUUGUCGAUUAAAGUACUAAUAAGUUGCUGCUGAGUGGUAUUGGAGUUGAUUUUAACGUUGAAAAUU